This is a messenger RNA of Arxiozyma heterogenica, 3837 nucleotides long. RefSeq names its product beta strand repeat-containing protein. The record is from RefSeq and is a predicted model, not a curated record. Lineage: Eukaryota; Fungi; Ascomycota; Saccharomycetes; Saccharomycetales; Saccharomycetaceae. Bases 1 to 3837 code for a protein of 1278 amino acids. The transcript has a single exon.
AUGAAGAUAUUAAUUUUAUGGUUUUUACUGGGGUUACUCGUGACCAAAAUAAAUGCUGCUGUUACUACGAUUUCAGCACCUACAACUUUAUCAGGUGAUCAAACAUUUUCUGAUGAUAUAGUGAUUGAAUCAGGUGCUACUCUUGAAUUGGUAUCAGGUACUUCAUAUUCCUUCAAUGGCAAUAUUGAUGUCAAAGGGACUUUAGAUAUUAUUGGUGAUUCAACAAAAGGUUUAACCAGUCUACAAUUUGGUUCUACUACGACAAUUACAAACAGUGGUAAUAUCAACAUCGAAAAUAUUAAAUCAGCAGGUUCUGCCAGUGAUUUUGUUAUUUCACCUGCAAGUAUAGAUAACUCUGGUACAUUCACUGUCUCACAAUUAAAUGCUGCUGCUACUGUACCAGGUACUAACUUUACUCUAGCCCCAACUGGUUCUUUCAUUAACACAGGUACAAUUGACUAUGACACAGCUGAUAAGGGGGGUACCACAAAUGGAUUUCUUUAUCUUGGUACUAUAACAAAUAAUGGUGUAAUCAACUCUGGUGGAUUUUCUGCAUUAACAGCCAAUGGAUAUCAAGACUAUGUUAGUAGAUACAAUAUGAAAGGUAUUAUCUUUAAUAAUCCUCUAAAGGGUCAUGGUCAAGUUAGCGGCAAGGAAGGUGCUGUAGUUUUGCUUAACACAAAUACUCUUGAAGGACAAACUUUCAAUGUUCACCAAGGUUUGUACUUAAUUAAUCCAAAAGUUGUACCUGGUUCACUUAAAAUUGAUAAUUAUGUCAAGUCUAUAUUUGUGUUCUUAAAUGUAGACUAUAAUGAAUGGUCUAGUACAAGUUUUAAUAGCAUAUAUGUACCUCUUCGGUCUAAUUAUGAGAUAUAUGGUCACCGUUACUGGUUUAACAUGACUUGUCCAGGUCCUUCAUUUACAGUGACAAAUAGUUUUGCUGUUCAACCAUCAGAUCCUCCUUAUCAACUCAGUGGUAGCGUUAUAUACAUAGUUAGUCAAGAACAUGGUAAGUCAUGUGCAUGGUUAUCUGGUCCAGUUACAAAAACAACAACAGUUACUACUAUGAAUUCCAUUACUGCAGUUACUACUCUUUCAACUGUAAUAACAUCUACAGUUAAUCAGUACUCAUAUACAAUAUCCGAAAUCAUUUAUAAUGUUGCUGUCCCUCCAUUAUCUACAUCCUACACUACCCUCACCACAUCAAUCCCCACACCUAUUAUAUCUACUUACACCACCACACUUGUCGACAGCGACGGUUCAUCUUCUCCAGAGGUUGUUGUUGUUGUGAUCACUCCAGCCCCAUCCACCUUGUCCACUACCACUAUUGGCGAUGUUACAGCCCUUACAACGUCUACCUACACAACCACACUUGUCGACAGCGACAGUUCAUCUUCUCCAGAGGUUGUUGUUGUUGUGAUCACCCCAGCCCCAUCCACCUUGUCCACUACCACUACUGGCGAUGUCACAGCUCCAACUACCUCCACCUUUACCACUAUCGUCACUAAUAGUAACGGUUCAUCCUCUACCGAAGUUGUUGUUGUUGUGAUCACCCCACAUCCAUCCACAUUGUCCACUACCACUACUGGCGAUGUCACAGCUCCAACUACCUCCACCUUUACCACUAUCGUCACUGACAACAACGGUUCAUCCUCUACUGAAGUUGUUGUUGUUGUGAUCACCCCAGCCCCAUCUACCUUGUCUACUACCACUACUGGCGAUGUCACAGCUCCAACUACCUCCACCUUCACCACUAUCGUCACUAAUAGUAACGGUUCAUCCUCUACUGAAGUUGUUGUUGUUGUGAUCACCCCAGCCCCAUCUACCUUGUCUACUACCACUACUGGCGAUGUCACAGCUCCAACUACCUCCACCUUCACCACUAUCGUCACUGACAACAACGGUUCAUCCUCUACCGAAGUUGUUGUUGUUGUGAUCACCCCAGCCCCAUCCACAUUGUCUACUACCACUACUGGCGAUGUCACAGCUCCAACUACCUCCACCUUCACUACUAUCGUCACUGACAACAAUGGCUCCUCUUCUACCGAAGUUGUUGUUGUUGUGAUCACCCCACAUCCAUCCACAUUGUCCACUACCACUACUGGCGAUGUCACAGCUCCAACUACCUCCACCUUUACCACUAUCGUCACUGACAACAACGGCUCCUCUUCUACCGAAGUUGUUGUUGUUGUGAUCACCCCAGCCCCAUCUACCUUGUCUACUACCACUACUGGCGAUGUCACAGCUCCAACUACCUCCACCUUCACCACUAUCGUCACUAAUAGUAACGGUUCAUCCUCUACUGAAGUUGUUGUUGUUGUGAUCACCCCAGCCCCAUCUACCUUGUCUACUACCACUACUGGCGAUGUCACAGCUCCAACUACCUCCACCUUCACCACUAUCGUCACUAAUAGUAACGGUUCAUCCUCUACUGAAGUUGUUGUUGUUGUGAUCACCCCAGCCCCAUCUACCUUGUCUACUACCACUACUGGCGAUGUCACAGCUCCAACUACCUCCACCUUUACCACUAUCGUCACUAAUAGUAACGGUUCAUCCUCUACCGAAGUUGUUGUUGUUGUGAUCACCCCAGCCCCAUCCACAUUGUCUACUACCACUACUGGCGAUGUCACAGCUCCAACUACCUCCACCUUUACCACUAUCGUCACUAAUAGUAACGGUUCAUCCUCUACCGAAGUUGUUGUUGUUGUGAUCACCCCAGCCCCAUCCACAUUGUCUACUACCACUACUGGCGAUGUCACAGCUCCAACUACCUCCACCUUCACUACUAUCGUCACUGACAACAACGGCUCCUCUUCUACCGAAGUUGUUGUUGUUGUGAUCACCCCACAUCCAUCCACAUUGUCCACUACCACUACUGGCGAUGUCACAGCUCCAACUACCUCCACCUUUACCACUAUCGUCACUAAUAGUAACGGUUCAUCCUCUACUGAAGUUGUUGUUGUUGUGAUCACCCCAGCCCCAUCUACCUUGUCUACUACCACUACUGGCGAUGUCACAGCUCCAACUACCUCCACCUUCACCACUAUCGUCACUAAUAGUAACGGUUCAUCCUCUACUGAAGUUGUUGUUGUUGUGAUCACCCCAGCCCCAUCUACCUUGUCUACUACCACUACUGGCGAUGUCACAGCUCCAACUACCUCCACCUUCACCACUAUCGUCACUGACAACAACGGCUCCUCUUCUACCGAAGUUGUUGUUGUUGUGAUCACCCCAGCCCCAUCUAAUAGCGUCAUGACAUCACUAAUUUCUGUAUCAUCUCCUCUUUACGGAAACUCCACUAUUCCUAACGAAAAGACUAUAACUACUUUGAGUAGCACUUUGGUUGUUUUGACUACGGUUAUUAAUGGAGUUACUGUGACUACAACUUAUUGUCCAGAACCAUCUGAAAUUUCCAGAACAAGUAUGACUGCUACCAUUGGACAUGGUUCUAUUGAAUCUAUUUAUUCAAAGAACCAACAGGAAGAGAUUAACUCAUUUUCUGCUGUUUUCGACGCAACUCCAGUUAUCUCUAUUAUUUCCACCACCGCUAGUCCGACAUUUACUAAUAAUGAAGAUCAACCAACAUCUAGAAACUCUAGAGGGUCUACUACUGUAGUUGGUAACGCUGAGUCUGGAAGACCAGAAACAUCAGUACCUACAAUGGUGUCACAAGUUUCCCAAUAUGUUUCAGAGCAAUUCUCCUCAUCACCAACUGCUGUCACCAUAUCUCAUGGAAGUGCACCUUCUCUUGCAUCAUAUGAAGGUAAGGGUAGCACCAUAUAUAUGAAGUGGAGUGUUGCCCAUUUCAUUAGUCUAUUAUUAUUUAUGAUUAUUUGA